Haemorhous mexicanus (house finch) is the source of this 2746-nucleotide messenger RNA. It is a transcript of the gene TMEM38A, whose product is annotated as transmembrane protein 38A. The record is from RefSeq and is a predicted model, not a curated record. The transcript is spliced from 6 exons. Bases 146 to 1027 code for a protein of 293 amino acids. Gene Ontology annotation, molecular function: identical protein binding; potassium channel activity. Gene Ontology annotation, biological process: potassium ion transmembrane transport. Lineage: Eukaryota; Metazoa; Chordata; Aves; Passeriformes; Fringillidae. Gene Ontology annotation, cellular component: membrane.
CCGCGCCCGGACAGCGCGGGCAGCGAGGGGCCCGGCCCGGGCAGCGCCGGCCGCUCCGCCCGCAUCCCCCGCAGCCCGGACGGGCCUGCCGGGCCGGGGCUGGGAAUCGAGAACCGGGGACUGAGAGCCGCGCUCCGGGGCCGCGAUGGAUCUGGCGGAGGCGCUCCCUCUCGGGGAGCUGGCGGCCGCCUUCGCCGCGCUGCCGGUGUUCCCGCUGUUCGACACCGCCUAUUUCAUCAUCUCCGUUCUCUACCUCAAGUACGAGCCCGGAGCCGUGGAGAUGUCCCGGAAGAGCCCUUUUGCCUCCUGGCUCUGUGCUAUGCUCCACUGCUUUGGGAGCUACAUCCUGGCUGAUCUGCUGCUGGGAGAGGCACCCAUUGCCUACUUCAGCCACAACUCCAGUGUCAUCCUGGCCACAGCAGUGUGGUACCUGCUAUUCUUCUGUCCCAUGAACCUCUUUUACAAGUGUGUCAGCUUCCUGCCCGUGAAGCUCAUCCUGGUGGCCAUGAAGGAGGUGGUUCGGGUGCGCAAGAUCUCAGCUGGGGUGCACCACGCCCACCACCUCUACCACCACGGCUGGUUUGUCAUGAUGGCCACAGGAUGGCUCAAAGGUUCUGGUGUGGCCUUGAUGUCGAACUUUGAGCAGCUGCUGCGUGGGGUCUGGAAGCCUGAAACAAACGAAAUUCUUCAUAUGUCCUUCCCUACAAAGGCCAGUCUGUAUGGCACAGUCCUCUUCACUCUGCAGCAGACUCACUGGCUCCCCAUCUCUGAAGCCAACCUCAUCUUCUUUUUCAGCAUGUUCAUGAUAGUCUGCAAGGUUUUCAUGACGGCCACUCACUCCCACGCCUCGCCUUUUGCUCCGCUGGAAAACCUCAUCUGCCCAGUCCUCUUUGGCUCUGUCUCCAGUGGGCACCCAAGCCACCACCACGACCACCACGAGGUUUCCCACCCUCCUCCUCCUCCUGCCAAGUCCAAAGAGGAGCUGAAUGAAGGCACGAGGAAAAGGAAGGCAAAAAAAGCUGAGUAAAAAAGCAACGGCGCAGAAAAUAGGCCAAGAAAAUUCUUCCAGAGCUGAGUCUCAAAGCCACCUGUGACCUCCUUUAUGCUCCAGUCCUUCUCUCUCAGACUCCAGAGGAGAGGUGGAAGCCAGGACACUGCCAGCUGGGUCCCUGAAUUUCAUUUUUGCUCUCUGUGCUGCUGCUUGCUUCUUGGUCUCUGCCUCUCUCUUCUGAUCAGAUGUUCAGGGAUUUGUAGGUUUGUGCCAGGGUGGUAAGUGGGUGCCACUUCCCAAACUGUCAGCAAAUCUGAUGCAGCAUUUUCAAUUGAUGUAAAAUCUUUCACUGUGUUUAUUUAUGGAUGGGGGGAAUGGUUUGUGCCCCUGCAACUCUUUAAGUUCCUUUGAAUUUUCACUGACCUUUUCAGUGUCUGCCAAAACAACAAAGUGUUAAGACACAAUGUGGAAAUCAGGUUUCAUACUCGAGGAAAUUAGAUGGCCUGGUAUGAGCCUGCUCUGGUUUUUCCCAGCUCCCACACCUGCCAUAUCUCCAAGUAAUGUGACAUUUUAAAUGCAAUAAGGACAUGGCCUUUGAGCCAAACCCUGUUCAGCUCAGUUCCCUCUGAUUCUGAUGGUCAGGACAUUGUAUUUGCUCAGCCAAGUCUGUGUUUGCAAGAGCUCUGAAGCUGUGAAGUGCUCCCAGUGCCACGUGUUGGCACUGUCACCAUCCUGGGCUGUGUGUGGCAUUGCUGAGUCCCCCCCCAAACCUCAUCCUCUUGAACCAGGGGAGAAGCAUGGCUCUGGUUUGUUUGUAAUCCUGUGGGAUACAGGAAGAGUGUGUGUGAGUGUAAGUAUUUAUUACUAUUUAUUUAUAAUUGCCAGGGCACCUAAGGCAAUGACCUGAAUCUGGCUUUUUUAUGACAUUGCAAUUGGAACUUCUAAUUGUUGAUCCUGGUGUGCUCCAGGACAGCCUGAACACUCCUUGGCUGCAGGAAGAAACCUUUCCAAUAUUUUUAAAUUCACAGAGAAAGGCUGAAGCAGGGCAUUUCACACCAGCUGAUGAAAACCUACCUUAAAGGACUGAUAAAAGCACAUCAGCUGAAAAUCCUGAUUGCCUUCUGUAGGUCCCCUGGGGCCAAACUGCUGGGCUGUGGAUGCAGCUUGUGCCCAGUGAGUGAAGAAUCUGAACUGCCUGGCUCAGGAGGGGUCUGUCAGCUCAUGAGUGAACACUGGCUUUUAGAGUAGUUCAAAGCUGUUCUUCGAACUGAUUUUGUUCUUAUCAAUGGCAUCUUCCAAGGGCUGGGAUCACCACAGGGAGAGUGGCAAGCCCGGGGAUGUAGCCCUGGGCAUUUUCCAUCCCUGGCACUGAGGUUUGCUGCUGGGAAUGCAGACAGGAUUGGAGAGCAGUGAGGGUUUGUGUGUGUGUGUGUGUCCCUGUUCCAAACUGCAGCUGCUGGUUUAUUCAAGAUAAGAAACCCUCCUUGUGUGCAAGCAGGGGAAAGCCAGGAGGAAAGGUCAGAUGUGUGGGUUUGGGGUUUGACAGUGCCUUAAUGUUGUGAGUUUCCCUCCCCUUCAGCAGAGAGCAGGAAUUCUGCUGUCAGCUCUGGCUGCUCCUGCAGAUGCUGCUCUGCUGGAUCCUGAUGUGUCACGAGCAUGCACAAGACUGAAUAAAUGUUUUAAGAGAUGUCUGAUCCAAGGGGAAUUUUGUUUUAUAAAAGCUGUCAACAAAUAAAAAUCGUGAAGUGACUCUGA